Messenger RNA from Orbicella faveolata, 2140 nucleotides. RefSeq lists its product as uncharacterized. NCBI's taxonomy places the organism in Eukaryota, Metazoa, Cnidaria, Anthozoa, Scleractinia, Merulinidae. The record is from RefSeq and is a predicted model, not a curated record.
UUUCACGGAAGAAAAAAUAUGCCAUCAAACCGUUUCCGACACCGGAAAAUGGGCUGGUCUGGCUGGUGGAUCUAAAUUAUACAAGUCGCUGGAGGGUUUCACAACAAAAAUGAUCCGCGUUCACAGAGUAAAUAUUUUGCGUUUAUUCAAUGCCGUUUCGUUUUUUGGUUACCACACUUUAAUAUCGAAAGCUGGGCAGCAUAUUUUACGCGCACGGUUUGUUAAUAUUAAAGCAGUCUGGGAUUAUUGUUCUCGGUGGAACCAAUGAAAGACGACGAGUAUAAUAGGACGAAAUUUUUUGCGUAGGAGCACUUGAGCAGCGGAACCAUUUUUGUUUUAUUUACCGUAUCGAGACAUUAAUGAGAUGAAAAAAAGGAGCAGUGAAACGUUUUUAAGAGGCGACACGCUGGUCUUGUGUGUGCUUUUUCUAUCGUUCUCUUGCGAGCUGAGUUCCGUCUGAGUUUGUUUGUUCAAUUUACAGUGAAAAAAGAAGCGCGGCAAAGCCUACACAAGACCACCUUUGGUUUACAAGUCAAUUUCUUGUCCAGGGGCGCUACAACUGGAAUUUUCUCACAGAAAAUUAAAACUGCGAGGACAAGCGGUUGAAGGUGCUGAAUAGUGUAAACACUUGAAUUCCUUCCAUUUUCUUCAGUUGUUCAGUCAGGUACCAAACCUUCCCAACCGAGGAAUAACAUGGACACGUCUUUUACUGGAAUUGGUAACAACGAAGGCAUGUUUUCAAACCAGGGUGGACAUUCCUUCAGCAAGCUGCCGCGUUUUGCUCGAGGGAAACAGCCUUUGGACAGCGACGACGUCUUCACUUCGGCAGAGGACGCUUCAGACUUUCUGGUGUCAGAAGGAGACGGAAGCGGCUCUGAAAUGGACAUUGCCGAGGAUUAUCCGACCGAAACACGAGCGAUUAUCAGAAAAGAUUCGGCAUUCUGUGUUCCCUUGAUUCGCGUGGAAGAUUGGAGUUUCUCAGAGAGCGAUAUGGAAGACGGAUUUGAAGACGCCUUACCUCCGUUUAGUUUUGUUGGAACAAGGGAAAAGAGCGCCACAGAGACUUGCAAGAGUCGAAAUAGAUCUCGCUCCAUUUAAAUCAGAAGAUCAACAACAUAAAUCACAAGAAGUGUGUUAAUAUGAAUAGCAGCCAAGACAGAUUUCAACACAAAGUGAAUUUAAUAUGAAAUUAACAUAGUCUACUUGGUAAUAUUUACAAUAAUCAUAAUAAUACGUUUCACUAGUCUAGUUAGUUCGACCUCGCUAAGACGGGAACGUGGGAGGGGUGUAAAUAUAGGUGGACCGUUGAAUUCCUUUUAUCAACAUCCUUUUAACGGCAGAAGAGGUAGAAUUAUUGUUAAACAUAGAACUUUAAUCCAUUUUGGAUUUAAAAGAGGCACUAUCAUGUGGAUCUUGCUACCUUUUUGGUCACGAUUGUGUUAAAAUUGUAUCGGAGCAAAUCAGCUAGUAGUAACUAGCUUGACCACAAAAUCGCAUAGAAUAUACCAAGGUGUAGAUAGAGUAUGAAUUGUCGAUAAGAAUUUUUAGUGAUUUGUCCAGAUUUGAAAAGGUCUGCCUAGCUUUUUCAAUUUGAAAAUCAAAAUCUUGAGCAAGUGUAUGAUAACAUCCCUUAAAUAGCUUCAGCUGGGUAUCUUUUGAUGAAAAAAAGAAAGACCCUGGGAACGGAUUUGUAACGAAACCAGACCAUUGACCUUUGACCUUUCGAGAUCAUACUCAUGGUAGUGGUCCUACAGGCAGAAGUCAGUCUCUUGACCGCCAAAGGCUUAAAGCACCUAACCGAUGAAAAUUGGCCCUCGCCAGAAGUAGUAUUCAGUGUUUGAGGUAUAGUUUCAAUAUGACAAAAACAAAACCUCAGGGAUUAGGUUACACCUAAAACCGUAGCUGUUCGAAAAGUUUUUGUUGAAGUCCAUCGGAUGGUCUUCUUUUAUUGAAUUAAAGGAGUUGCGUUACGAAAGGUUUGCGCGUCUCGAAAAGUUUAGCCUAAAUCUUUCAAGUUCGUCGUUUGUCAAGUCAAGUCAAGUCAAGUUUAUUGUGUAUGUACACUUAGCUUUCAUGAGGACAAUCCGUGUUAAUCUUCUCCAUCCUUAACUAUCCUUGUUUCAUUAUGGUUUAUUAUUGC